UAAGACUUCAUCAUGAGAGUGGUUCCAGUUCUCUUGGUUUUCUUGUCUCUCUCUCAUUUUUGUGGAGCAGAGAAUGCAGCAUCUAAUGCUGAAGAAAGACAGGUUAGGCCUGUCCAGCCAGCUGAGCAAGAAAAAUACUUGAUAGAAGAAUGUUUAAGUAACCAAUACACACACAAUUCCUGUAAGAAAGUUUUUUGUAACCCAUGGGAACGAUGUGUGGAGGGAAAAUGCCGUUGUAAACUUCCCUACCAGUGCCCAAAGAAUGGCACUGCAGUUUGCUCUACCAAUGGAAGGCAGUUCCAAACUUACUGCCAGCUAAAGAGCUAUGAAUGUCAACAGCCUGCAGCAAGGUUUCUGAACAAUGGGAACUGCGUGUCUGGAGAAACAUUUGAAGUCUCCUUGGGCCAUGGCGAUUCAAGUUUGCUUCGAGUAAAACCCGUGAAUCACAGAGAGGAUCUUUUUGUAUGUGAUAGUGAGUGGACUAUGAAUGAAGCAAAUGUGGCCUGCAGGCACCUUGGCUUUCAGUUAGGGGCUCAAUACUACCAGUCCAAUUCCAACAUCGUAAAAUCUACCUUAAAUUCAUCACAGUGUCUUCAAAUAACUUGCAGAGGCCUAGAGACAAGUCUUGCUGAAUGUUACAUAGUGGAGAAAGCAAGAGAUAGGAAUGAGGGAUUUGUUAGCCUUGAAUGCUACAAAAAUGUCAGAGACUGCUCAGCGGGGGAGUUCCGCUGYGUCAACAGCAAGUGCGUUGCUUUGACUGACACCUGUGAUGGAAUCAACGAUUGCGGGGACCUAAGUGAUGAGCUAUGCUGCAAAGCAUGCAGAGGGAGUAGUUUCCACUGUAGGUCCAACAUCUGUAUUCCAAGUAAGAACGUCUGCAACAAAGAAACUGACUGCCUCACAGAAGAGGAUGAAGCUCAACUUCUCUGUGCAGAUAGAGAAAAAUAUGUUGAAAAUCACAGUAUGGAUGCAGAAAGAAAAAGAAUAAAGACAUUUCUUCCCCAAAUAAACUGCGGUCUUACAAAUCGCACAUUAACUCGACGGAAAAGAAUCAUAGGUGGAGAAACUGCAAAAAAGGGUGAAUUCCCUUGGCAAGUGGCAAUUAGAGGAACUGGCAAUGAAGGUACAACAGUGUACUGUGGCGGGGUUUAUAUUGGUGGCUGUUGGGUUCUGACUGCUGCACACUGUGUCAGAGCAAAUCGAGUUCAUCUGUACCGGAUCUGGGUUGGGCUGCUGGAUACAAUACGGUUUAACAAAGAGACAGAUACUUACCAGUUAAAACAACUGAUCAUCCAUGAGAAAUACAAUGCUGCAACUUACGAAAAUGACAUUGCUUUGUUGGAGCUGGAAAGUUCUUUAAAAGGCGAAUGCUCCCUAAAACACACCACACCUGCCUGUAUUCCCUGGUCUGAGUAUAUGUUCAAGCCUGGUGAUACAUGCAAGGUUUCCGGGUGGGGACUAGAAAAAGGUUAUGUAAAACAAUAUGUCCUAAAGUGGGGCAAUGUUAAUUUAUUUCAAAAUUGUUCUGAAUUGUAUCCAGGACGCUUUUUUAAAGAAAUGGCAUGUGCAGGUACUUACGAUGGUUCCAUAGACAGUUGCAAGGGUGACUCYGGAGGCCCCUUGGUCUGUUUUGAUGCGGAAAACGUGGCCUAUGUCUGGGGUGUUGUGAGCUGGGGAGAAAACUGCGGCGAGCCUGGUCACCCUGGUGUGUAUACAAAAGUGGCCAGCUACUACGACUGGAUCAGUCGCCACGUGACAAGGAGUCUCAUUUCACGGUACAACGUCUGAAGCUCUGAAAAGAAAUUGUUUUCUUGUUAACACCCAUGCAGAAUUGUACACGAGCUGUUUGCUGCAAUCAGCAGUCAUGUAACUUAGCAACUAUUAGUACAAAUCUUUAAAGAAGGUAUUUUGAAAAUGCAUAGAGCUUUAUGCAAAAUUCUG
Messenger RNA from Nothoprocta perdicaria, 1941 nucleotides. It is a transcript of the gene CFI, whose product is annotated as complement factor I. Bases 13 to 1788 code for a protein of 591 amino acids. Gene Ontology annotation, cellular component: membrane. Gene Ontology annotation, molecular function: serine-type endopeptidase activity; protein binding. The transcript is spliced from 12 exons. Lineage: Eukaryota; Metazoa; Chordata; Aves; Tinamiformes; Tinamidae. Gene Ontology annotation, biological process: proteolysis. The record is from RefSeq and is a predicted model, not a curated record.